ACCUUCCCUUAGCUGUCAUUCUUCUGGUCGCCAGCUUCGAUGGCGGAGUCGAAUUAGUAAUUCCACUAAAUUACGAUUUUAGUGUGUUUCGUCGUUAAAAAUUAUGAUCGCCGCUGAUACACAACAAAUGUUAUUCCCUACAGUUUCCGACGUUGUGUUUGUCAUAGAAUCCACAGCAAAUCUCGCCGCUCACAAAGACAUCUUAAAGACAUCGUACAUCCAACCAACACUCGAAUAUUUCAAUGGCGGCCCACCUGAUCCCACAGAUUAUGGAUGCGAUUUCAGUUGCACAUUGUACGCACUGGUGGCCUUCCAUUCUGCUGACAUUGCACCAGAGCCUGCUGCACGAUGUUAUGCUCCUACUACGAACAUUCAUACAUUCCUUGGAUGGUUUGAUGGAAUUCCAUUUAUUGGUGGUGCUGGUGAAGGCAAAAGUCACAUAGCAGAAGGUUUAAGUACUGCUAUUCAAGUUUUUGAUGAUUUCAGUAAAAAGAGACAUCCCAGUAUCAAACCACAGUGCCAUUGUAUAUUAGUGACGAAUUCUCCACCAUAUCAGAUCCCAAGCUAUCAAGUAAAGAAUUAUGCUGGUCAUACUUGUGAAGAUCUUGUCAAAAUGAUGUCAAAUAAAGGAAUCAAUUUCUCUAUAAUUUCCCCCAGAAAAAUUCCAACUUUAUUGCGGCUGUUUGAAGAGAGUAACAUGGGUAGCAAUGACCCCCUAUUAAACAUGAAAGACUGUACAAUUGAUCACCGGCACCAAGUUUUACUUAAAGGUUACUCUUUACCAGAACGGUCAAACAGUCCAAGCUUAGAAGAAGAGCGGCAGAUUAUCGACAUGCUACGAAUGAAACUUUCUGUAGCCUUGCCAGGAAGUCAACAACCCCCACAGCCUCUUCCAGCUGGUGCCCCCAUUGUCUCUGGACAACCAGUGAUGCCCAACCAGCCAAACCAUAUGCCAGUGCAACAAGCACCCCCACAACAGCAGCAGCCAACUAUGACACAGCAGCCUAUCCGAGGCAAACACGGCAUGAGCCAAAAAGGCGUUCCUGGCAUUAGUCCCCGCGGAGCAGCUGGAACAACUGGUCCGCAAAUGCCCAACACCCCACCGCAGGGCAUGCAACAGCCCAACAUGUCUCCGCAGAACAUCCCCCCACAAGUAGCAGCUCAGCAACCCCCACCGCCGGGUCAUCCUAUGAUGUCACAGGUCAUAUCGCAGCAACAGAUCCCCACACGUGUCAUGCCUAAUGAAGAUCCUAGUAUUAUUGCCCAGAGGCAGGCUAUGGCCAAUCGCCCACAGACUCAAAUAAUGACUCCAGCAGGUCUUGUUAACCAGCCUGGGGCCAUAAUGCCUGGUCAGCAGGUUAUAGCAUCAGCGAAUACAGUUUUGCCUCCUCAAAUGCCCAUGGCCCAAAACCCACAGCUGCACCCUCAUCCGCACGUUGCUUUGGUGAAUCCACAACAGCAAAUGCAACAGAUGCACCCGAACUUCACAAACAUAUCCACCCCGGUUACUGCUUCACAGCAGCAACCACUGCGCAUGCCUUACGCUCCAUCUCAGAUGAACACUGUUAAACAUCAGCAGCAGCAUCCGCAGCAGCAGCAACAUCCCCAGCAGCAACAGCAGCAGCAGCAACAACAGAGUAUUCAACAGCAGCAGCAACAACAACAGAAUAAUCAGCAGCAGCAGCCCACGCCGCCACAGCCACCACAAGUAUCUCAGCCGCCGUCAUCUCAACCACAGCAAGGACCAGCAAACGUUCAGCAGUCCGUGUUGGAUGCAGCUAGUAUGGGAAGCAAAGUGAUUCGUGAUAAGAAAAUAUGGUCAGGAAUUUUAGAAUGGCCUGACAUGCCAAAACAAGGAAGCAAUGCAACCAAAGUGACGCGUUCUCUUCAAUGCAACAUGACAGUGAGUGCUGGAGAACAAGACAUUAAUGCUAGUAACUGGCCAAACAAACUAAUCAUGCAGCUAAUUCCAAUAGACUUCUUGAACCAUUUCUCAGAAUACUUUGUGAAUGCAAAGACGGUCAACUUCCACUUCACUAACACCGAUAUUGAAGCUAUGCGGAGCCUUUGUCGUAUCCUAGGAAAUUCUCUUGCUGGCUGUGUCCACAUUCCUGGUGUGCACCAGUGCGAACUGAGGGUGGUGAUGCUAAUAUACAGCAAGAAGAAAAAGUCAUUUGUCGGGCUUUUGCCUAGCGACCAAGCAGCUUUCAUCACAGGAAUUCGCCAGAUCAUUGCUGAACACAAAAAGCAAAAAGGUAUACAGCUUGGCCAGAUGGUAAUGUCAGUGCCGCAGGUCAUGCCCGCAGCUAAUCAGAUGGUUACUCAGUCAAAUGUACCACAGCCACUGACUGCCAUAUCUGCACAGAACAUGGCACCUACUUCAAUGGGAGUUGUUACCACACAGUGCAAUAGUAUGUCUGCUGUUCAAUGGAGAGAAAUAGAAUUGGCAGAUAAGAGGUUCCCAAUGAUGCCGGGAGGGAUGAGCCUCGUUGCUGGACAAGUUCAACCGCAGAUGGCUAUGGAUCAAGGCCAGACUAACAUGGCCAAAAUCCAGCAAGCCGUGAAAGCCAAGGAGAUGCAAGCCAUGGGGAAUGAACCUCCUGCAAAACGUCAAGUGAUGGAUGUUCGACAACCCUUGCUUGAUGGCUUCUACAAUGCCGGGAUGCACUCCCUACCCCAUUUUUACAGUGGUUUGUGGCAGGUUCGGCAUCAACAGCAGCAGCAGCAACAACAACAACAGCAACAACAGAACAGGAUGCCCCUGCCAUCUUCCCAAACGACCUUCAGUCAGCAACAGUUACGACACCUGCUGCAGUUGCAGCAGCAGCAGCAACAGCAGCAGCAGCAACAACAACAGCAGCAGCAGCAGCAACAGCAACAGCAGCACCAGCAGCCUAACCAACCGGCGGCACAACAAGCGGCCACCACGCAGCAGCAACACCACCACAUGCGGCAGAACCACAUGCAGAUGUUGCAGCAGCAGCAGCAGCAGCAGCAGCAGCAGCAACAGCAGCAGCAGCAACAACAGCAGCAGCAGCACCGCGUCCCGGUUUCUCAGUCGCAUAACGUGACGAUGGGCUCAGCCCCAGGGCAACAGAUGCCAGGGCCUCCUGGCAUGGCACCCCCACCUUCAGGCAUGCCUCAAACCGCAGCUACUAAAUGCUUGUCAAAUAAAAACAAGUCCCAAAAACCCAGAAACCAAAUUUAUGAAAGAAACAAUGAAAUAUGAAGCAAACCAUACAAAAAAAUACAAAGAAAAAUAUUUUAAAAUAUCAAAUAUAUAUAUACAUACAUAUAUAUAUAUAUAUAUUUCACUCUAUCAGUCAAAAGACUUUGUCUCAAAGAACUGUAACUGUAUAUUACAUAUAAGUUCAUUAAAGUAAAUUAAAGCCAAAUUAAAAACAAAUUAUAAACAGCAA
Molecule: messenger RNA, 3419 nt
Organism: Octopus sinensis (East Asian common octopus)
Lineage: Eukaryota; Metazoa; Mollusca; Cephalopoda; Octopoda; Octopodidae
Product: mediator of RNA polymerase II transcription subunit 25
Exons: 24
Coding region: 104-3229 (1041 amino acids)
Biological process (GO): positive regulation of transcription by RNA polymerase II
Cellular component (GO): transcription regulator complex; mediator complex
Source: RefSeq, a predicted model, not a curated record